UGAUCCGUUUCUUCAAGUGCAUAUACAUAUACAUCUUGUAUCUAUUAUUAGGGUUUCAUUGAUUGAUUCGUUAGAUAGGGUUUUCAAUAAUCGUGAAUGAAAAUGGAAAACAAUGAUUCUGAACAACAACAACAAGAUGUAGUGGGUUUGUAUUUCUUGGAAUUAUGGAGAUUAAAUUCCAAGAAGGCAUCUUUAAAAUUACAAGAUUUUAAUCAUCAAAACCCCCCACAAAAUGUUGAUGAUGAUGAUAUGGAAUUUGAUGAUGAUGAUGAUGAGAGUGUUCCUACUGAACUUGAUACUGUAAACAGUUCGGGUGGGUUUUCGAUUGUAUUACCCGAUAAACUAACCGUUAAGUAUCCGAGUGUGAAUUUACAUGGACAUGAUGUUGGUGUUGUUCAAGCUAAUUACCCUGCACCCAUUAAACGUCUUGUUUAUUAUUUCGAGUUACAUGUUAACAAUGCUGGUGCUAAAGGCCAGGUUGCCAUUGGUUUUACUACACACGGUUUCAAUUUACGCAGACAGCCUGGAUGGGAAGCAAACAGUUUUGGGUAUCAUGGGGACGAUGGAUAUCUUUAUCGUGGACAAGGCAAAGGAGAGGCAUUUGGCCCGACUUAUUCUACUGGUGAUACAGUGGGUGGUGGUAUUAACUAUGCUUCACAAGAGUUCUUUUUCACAAAAAAUGGUCAUGUAGUGGGAACAGUAAGGAAAGAUGUAAAAGGUCGCGUAUAUCCUACAAUUGCUGUUCACAGUCAAAAUGAGGAGGUGACGGUUAACUUUGGGAAAGAUCCUUUUAUAUUUGACAUCAAGGCGUAUGAAGCAACACAAAGGGCAAAUCAACUUACUCAUAUUGACAAAAUACCUAUAUCUCAGACUGCUAGUUACGGAAUUGUUAGUUCCUACCUGCAGCAUUAUGGUUACGAGGAAACUCUGACAGUCUUUGAUGAGGCUACCAAAGCAUCAGUUCCACCUAUUACUUAUCAGAAUAAUGGUCUCAACGAGCAUAACAUGUAUGCAUUGAACCAUAGAAAAAUUCUUCGACAGUUAAUAAGGGAUGGUCAAAUUGAUGACGCAUUGGGUAAGCUACGUGAGUGGUAUCCAUCAACUAUCCAGGAAGAUACAUCAGCUAUUUGUCUUAUGCUUCAUUGUCAGAAGUUUAUUGAACUGGUUCGGGUUGGAAGCCUGGGGGAAGCUUUGGAUUAUGGGAGGACUGGUUUUGAAAAGUUUUAUAAGGUGAAAGAGUAUGAAGAUUUUCUUAUGGAUUGUGCUGCUUUGUUGGCAUAUGAAGAGCCAAUAAAAUCCCCAACGGGAUAUCUACUAGAAGAUUCACAAAGAGAGAAUGUGGCAGAUGCAGUAAAUGCCAUGAUCUUAUCAACAAAUCCAAUCCUGAAAGAUAAAAGAAGCUGCUUGCAUUCUUAUCUGGAGAGACUGUUGAGGCAGUUAACUGCAUGUUAUUUAGAGAAAAGGUUACUCAAUGGAAAUCAAGGCGAAGCUUUCCAUCUGAGAAGAGUACUCCUAGCUAAGAACCCCUAGUUUUUCUGGACAACAAAUUCUUUGAUUCUCGCCCACUGUUGAUAUCUCCUCUUUGACAUUUUUUUUGCCUGAAGUAUUUCCGUUGUAAAACUAAUAACAUGUACAUUUUCUGAUGGUUUUUUACUUGUUUAAACAAUGUAGUCGUUACUAGAUA
Messenger RNA from Erigeron canadensis, 1684 nucleotides. RefSeq names its product ran-binding protein M homolog. Lineage: Eukaryota; Viridiplantae; Streptophyta; Magnoliopsida; Asterales; Asteraceae. The record is from RefSeq and is a predicted model, not a curated record. The transcript is spliced from 10 exons. The coding region runs from base 97 to 1530 and encodes 477 amino acids. Gene Ontology annotation, molecular function: protein binding. Gene Ontology annotation, biological process: cytoskeleton organization; cell surface receptor signaling pathway. Gene Ontology annotation, cellular component: cytoplasm.